This is a messenger RNA of Sinocyclocheilus rhinocerous, 2384 nucleotides long. RefSeq names its product sodium/hydrogen exchanger 6-like. Gene Ontology annotation, cellular component: recycling endosome; plasma membrane. Gene Ontology annotation, biological process: potassium ion transmembrane transport; proton transmembrane transport; sodium ion import across plasma membrane. The transcript has 17 exons. The record is from RefSeq and is a predicted model, not a curated record. Gene Ontology annotation, molecular function: potassium:proton antiporter activity; sodium:proton antiporter activity. Lineage: Eukaryota; Metazoa; Chordata; Actinopteri; Cypriniformes; Cyprinidae. Bases 168 to 2354 code for a protein of 728 amino acids.
UUGGUUGUCCACGUGACGCCACGCGCAGUGGGCGGGGCCUCGCUGGGAAUCAGGAACAAUCUACAGCAGCCUAUGAUUGUAUCUGCUAAUGCGUCUGCCUGUGUUCAGCGAUCCUGAGCAUAGUGCGUUCUGCUUCUUCUGUCUUUCCACGUAAAAGAAAUGCCAACAUGGGCUCUACAUGUGAAAUCAACGCCGCGAUGAGUAUUUGGAGAAGGCUGUCUCUGUUUGUUUUGGCGAGCUCCCUCUGCUCGUGCCUGUGCCGAGCUGAAGACAGUGCGAUGGAGAACAUCGUGACAGAGAAGAAAGCUGAAGAAAGCCACAGGCAAGACAGCGCCGAUCUGCUGGUCUUUAUCUUGCUCCUCACUCUGACAAUCCUGACCAUAUGGUUGUUCAAACACCGCCGGUUCAGGUUUCUGCACGAGACGGGACUGGCAAUGAUAUAUGGGUUGCUUGUGGGUGUUGUCUUGCGUUAUGCUAUUCAUGUACCCAGCGACAUGAACAAUGUUACACUGAGCUGUAAUGUCAAUGCCAGUCCAGCCACACUGCUGGUGAAUGUCAGUGGUAAGUUCUAUGAGUACACACUGAAAGGAGAGAUCAGUGGAAGUGAAGUCAAUGACAUUCAGGACAACGAGAUGCUCCGCAAGGUGACCUUUGACCCAGAGGUCUUCUUCAAUAUUCUCUUGCCUCCCAUAAUUUUUCAUGCUGGAUACAGUUUAAAACGAAGACAUUUCUUCAGGAACUUGGGCUCCAUUCUUGCCUACGCGUUUGUGGGAACCGUGGUGUCUUGUUUCAUCAUUGGGUUGUUAAUGUAUGGCUGUGUGAUGCUGAUGAAGCAAAUUGGCCAGCUGGGUGGUGAUUUCUUCUUCACUGAUUGCCUUUUCUUUGGUGCCAUUGUCUCAGCCACUGACCCAGUGACAGUUCUGGCCAUCUUCAAUGAGCUGCAGGUGGAUGCUGACUUGUACGCUCUGCUGUUUGGAGAAAGUGUUCUGAAUGAUGCCGUCGCUGUCGUACUGUCCUCCAUGCUGCUUUAUUACGGAAGGCAAAGUGGGGCGGGGCAUCACAGCCCUAGAGGUGUGGCUUAUACAGAGGGCGGGAACCAGACACUGAGAACGCCCAUCAAUGGGUCAAUUGUUGGAUAUCAGCCUGAAGGAGACAACAGCCACACGUUUGAAGCCAUGGCCAUGCUGAAGUCAUUUGGCAUCUUCCUGGGGGUCUUCAGUGGUUCUUUUGCUCUUGGAGUGGCAACUGGAGUCGUAACUGCAUUGGUUACGAAGUUCACUAAGCUUAGGGACUUUCCAUUGCUGGAGACGGCACUGUUCUUCCUCAUGUCCUGGAGCACAUUCCUACUGGCCGAGGCAUGUGGAUUUACAGGUGUGGUGGCGGUUCUGUUCUGUGGAAUGACACAGGCCCAUUACACCUUUAACAAUCUGUCUCCUGAAUCUCAGGACAGGACAAAACAAUUAUUCGAGCUUCUGAAUUUUCUGGCUGAGAACUUCAUAUUUUCCUACAUGGGCUUGACAUUGUUUACCUUCAAGAACCACGUCUUCAACCCAAUCUUCAUAGUGGGCGCAUUCCUGGCUGUGUUUCUGGGCAGAGCGGCGAACAUCUACCCCCUCUCCUUCCUGUUGAACUUGGGCCGUAAAUACAAGAUCAGCUCCAACUUCCAGCACAUGAUGAUGUUUGCAGGUCUUCGUGGCGCCAUGACCUUUGCCUUGUCAAUCAGGGACACGGCCACGUAUGCGCGGCAGAUGAUGUUCUCCACCACGCUGCUGGUGGUCUUCUUCACCGUUUGGAUCUGCGGUGGAGGCACAACUCAGAUGCUGUCCUGCCAGAAAAUCCGUGUUGGAGUAGACACAGAUCAGGAGAACUUUAUCGGCCCUGAUGGAGUGGAGAGGAGGAGCACUAAACAGGAGAGCGUCUGGUUCUUCAGGAUCUGGUACAACUUUGAUCACAAUUAUCUAAAGCCCAUUCUGACCCACAGUGGCCCACCGCUCACUGCCACACUUCCAGCCUGCUGUGGCCCUCUGGCACGUUGCCUCACCAGCCCACAGGCGUAUGAGAAUGAGGAGCAGCUGAAAGACAGCGACUCGGACCUGAUCCUGAACGACGGUGACAUCACGCUGGCGUACGGUGACAUCACUGUGAGCACAGAUGCAACGGGUGCUCACACGAGCGGGACGCCCGUCGGAGGAGUGGCCGUGAACUCUGACGAGGCUCUGGACCGAGAGCUGGCAUUCGGCGACCACGAGCUGGUGAUCCGAGGCACCCGAUUGGUCCUGCCCAUGGAUGAUUCGGAGCCCCCGCUGCCUCUGGACUCCCGCCGCCACCGGCACAAGAACGAAACGAUGAGUUGAACGGGGCGAGUCUCUUCUCUCUAUCAUGUC